AGCUUUGUUUUACAUACCGGAAGUCGAGAGCAGGUGCUACAGGAAGUGCUCAGUACCAUUGCAGAGCAAUUCUGACGAGCUAAAGGCGUUUUCCAACUGUUCAGCUUUAGCUAGAAGGUUGAAUUUCACCAUCAACUGAAAUGAGCACUGCCAUUCCCAACCAUAGAAGGACCAAGCCUGGUGGGAUAAAGCCGGGGGCCACCAACAGUGGCGUUACUGGACCAACCUCCCAGAUUCCUGGUCUAUGCCAGAGCGCAACUGAUAGUGCGCCAGCGGAGCGGAGCAGCGGACGAAGAGUGGGCAUUUUUGAGAGCGACUCGGACUAUGUGAAGCUGGCGAAACAAGGGGGGCACAAAGGACUGCUGAGUCAUGAUGGGGACAGUGAUGACAAACCGAUGAAAGCAUACAACCCGCCCAACUGGUUUGGAGAUGAUGAGUCUAAAAGCGAAAGUAAAGCAACAUCUCCUAACAGCCAGACCAAGGGGGAAAGGCCGCCUCUGGCUGCUCCGUUUGGCACUGAUAACAGUCCCACCUGGGAAAGAGAGCCUGAUAGCUUUUCUCAUAAUAAAGAUCAGGAAUUGGAUGAUGAAUCCAUCCCACAGGCAUCUCCAGAUGGAGCUGCUGAUCAGAUGGAGGGUUUGUCAUUAGGCAACAAAUACAAGAGAAGGUCUUAUGAUAAGAAGACUACUACCCCAGUCAGCAUGUCCAAGCUGCUGAGUCAUGGUUACAUUGAGAAUAAGAAGAAGUCCUCCAACGACGACGACACUUCAAGUGUGACCUCAGAACAGACCAGCACCACCAUGACGGAAGAUGUGGACGACCUGGAGUAACCCCCUUCAGGUUUCCAGUCUGGACGGAACGGACGGGGUUUUACUGCCUCUUCCGCUUCACUCAAAGUUAUUGUGCAUCCACUGACUGUUAGGUUUUGUACUCAUGCUUAUGCAAAGGUACCAUCCUAUAUUUAUUUGCUAAAAUUUUCAAAAACUUGUUCGGUUGCAAACCAACAAGUCUCAGCUACUGUAGUGGCGUUCAGACCAAGUUAGUGACGUUCUGAAGUGUUUGUGUUCAUGUGUUGUAUUUACAGUAUGGUGAAGAAUUUGUUUUGAUCAAGCAGUCUAAGGAACUGCAGAGGCAAAGACACUCGUCUCACAAAACAAAAAAAACUCUGCAGCUGCGAUCACAUAAUGCCCAGAGCCGCCACAAAUUGUUUACUGACAGAGGGGCCAAAUAUGAUUUUGAGUUUGCUGUUUUCUUUAGUCACAGUUACAAUUUAUCCUGCAGGUAAAAAAAAAAGAAAAUCAGAUUACAGCGAGAAGUGCCAAAUCAUUCCAAACACCGGACUACUUGCAUCUGCUCCAAACUUUUACGUUUACAGCCUCAACAUGCAUCUUUAUGCAGCAAUUGAACAAACCGAAAUGACUUGAAGGCUUUUUUUGUGUUCAUGUUUACUGAAGAAAACACUAAAGUAUUAAUUUAUUUUAAGCAAAACUGCCUAAUGCAGAUCGUGUUUACAUUGUUUUCAUCGUUUUGAUCCAUAAAACAGAAGCAUUUGUGUUUGACCUAACCCGGCAAUUAAAAUUCCAAUUCUGCAAUAGAAACACUGAUUUCUAAAUAUCUAAAUUUAAAAUCUUAACAUUGCACAUUAUUAUCCUUGUGUUUUAAGCUUCUAUUGUUACUUUGCAACACGAGUCGAAUGUACCAUGUUUGGAUUAAGGUGAAGUAUAGGUUUGUUUUUACGCAAUGUUAUAUAUUUAAGUCCAGUCGGUAGCGUGCAUCCAGCCUGUAUGGGAACUUUUAGUAGCUUAACUUUGCAAUGUCAUGUGACUUGUCUAGCCCCCUCCCUCUUAAAUUGUUGAUGGGUUUUUAAUUGUAGACUGAAGGAAUCAAUUGUUGUACAGAGGAUUCCUGGAGAGUUUGUGUUGACUAGAAAUCCGCCUGACCUGGCUCAUUGACAGGACCCUGCUUAUGUUGACAACUGCUAGCAGAUUCUGAAUUAUAUAAAUAAAUGGGCAUGUGCAUGGA
Molecule: messenger RNA, 2022 nt
Organism: Oryzias latipes (Japanese medaka)
Lineage: Eukaryota; Metazoa; Chordata; Actinopteri; Beloniformes; Adrianichthyidae
Gene: c2h7orf57
Product: chromosome 2 C7orf57 homolog
Source: RefSeq, a predicted model, not a curated record